Molecule: messenger RNA, 3567 nt
Organism: Zeugodacus cucurbitae (melon fly)
Lineage: Eukaryota; Metazoa; Arthropoda; Insecta; Diptera; Tephritidae
Gene: Lkb1
Product: serine/threonine-protein kinase STK11
Exons: 5
Coding region: 657-2384 (575 amino acids)
Biological process (GO): protein phosphorylation; establishment of cell polarity; glucose homeostasis
Cellular component (GO): cytoplasm
Molecular function (GO): protein serine/threonine kinase activity; ATP binding; protein kinase activator activity
Source: RefSeq, a predicted model, not a curated record
ACGUUUAGUUGGCAACGCCAUAAGUGUGUUGAUGGGAAAAAAAUGAAGUGUGUUACGAUCAGCAGGCAAAGCAGAAAAUUUUAGUGAUUAAAAAAUUAUUCAAUUAAAAAUUGGAUGAAAAAAUCGCGCAAAUAUAUAAAAGACAAAUAGCAGCUGCAUAUGAAAGGUCCAAGCAUACACAUAGUAAUACAAGAAAAGGACCGAGAAAGCAGAUAGUUGAUCUCAAGGCGAAGGCAGUGGAUGACGACUCCCCUCUGCUUCUGAUAAGAUUUAUGCAUGAUUGCUAAACGCUUGAGAAAAUUACCGAAACUUGUCAAAAAUCAUCGGAUAGUGCAAUCUUAACGCUAACAUAGUCUUUAAUUAAAUCACCUGAUUACGGUGAAAUAAUAAACGUUAAAGUAUUGGGAGCAACACGAGUGACACUAAAAAAUUGAAAUUAAGUAAAGAUGUAAACUAGAAGUUGCGCUCUACAUGCGUACGUGGAGUGCAUAAUUGUAAGGGAAAAAUAACAUAUAAAUAAUUUUAAUUUAUAGCAAACAACAUACAAACAACUGUGAGUGCAUUUCUAGUCCCGCUAUCAAAUUUAAAAAAAAAAAUUAUACAACGAAAAAGCGGACACAGCGUCCUAUCGCCAUUGCCUCAAACAGUGCAAACCAAUGAUUGUGCCUAGCACAUAUGCAAUGGAAAUACAAAUACAUCAGCAGCACACAACUGAUGAUAGCAUUAAUAAUAAUAAUAACAAAACAAGUAUAAUAGAGCAAACCCUAGUUGCAGCAACAACUCAUACUGUAACAGCCAAGAAUAGCAUUUUAAUGCCACCUUUAGACACUAAACUGUUGGCCAACAAACAAGGAUUACACACCAAUAACGAGGCUAACAAUAUCAAUAUGGAUGUGGAGACCGCUGACGGUGAAGUGUCAGUGCUGCUGGCCAAUAAGAAUUUUCACUAUGACGCACUCUCCAACCCAGAACAGUCAUAUGAAGCUAAUGUCAAUGUUGACGGUAAUGGCGGUGCCAAAUUCGUAGCUGGUGAUGAGGCCAAACAACUACUAAAUGAGCAAACACAACCGCAAGUUACAUGGCUAGAUAGUGAACAAAUUGACGCACUCGACCUGACAACUCUGGACAUUGGUAAUAUGUUCUUUAAUCGUGUCGAUAGUGCGGAGAUCAUUUAUCAGAAGAAAAAGAAGGAAAUCAAAAUGGUUGGAAAGUAUGUAAUGGGUGAUGUGCUGGGCGAAGGAUCGUAUGGUAAAGUAAAGGAAGUGCUCGACUCGGAAAAUCUCUGUCGGCGUGCAGUAAAGAUACUAACAAAGCGAAAACUGCGACGUAUACCGAAUGGAGAACAAAAUGUACAGCGUGAAAUACAAUUAUUACGGAAUUUGCAGCACAAAAAUGUGGUGGCGCUUUUGGAUGUUUUGUACAAUGAGGAGAAGCAGAAAAUGUACAUGAUCAUGGAAUACUGUGUGGGCGGAUUACAGGAACUUGUGGAUAGCGCACCCGAAAAGAAACUACCUCUAUUCCAGGCACAUCGCUACUUUUGCCAAUUAAUUAGUGGCCUGGAGUAUCUACAUGGUUGUCGCAUAAUACAUAAAGAUAUUAAACCCGGAAAUCUAUUGCUUUCACUAGAACAAAUAUUAAAAAUUUCCGAUUUUGGCGUCGCGGAGCAACUGGAUUUAUUCGCUGUAGACGACACAUGCACCACCGGACAGGGAUCACCUGCAUUUCAACCGCCGGAAAUUGCCAAUGGACAUGAAUCAUUCUCAGGCAGCAAAGUGGAUAUUUGGAGCUGCGGUGUUACGCUCUAUAACAUCUGCACAGGCCAGUAUCCAUUCGAAGGUGAUAAUAUUUAUAGGCUAUUUGAGAAUAUCGGACGUGGACAAUGGCAGGCACCUGAUUGGCUAUACAAAUUAGACGCACAAUUAGCCGGUCUCAUAUUGGGUAUGCUACAAGCUGAUCCAGCCAAGCGAUACUCUAUACAACAAAUACGCUGUGAUCCCUGGUUCAUAUCGGCACCGGAAGAGAAAGGCCCACCAAUACCCAUACCGCCAUUGAAACACGAUGUUUAUCGCCGUUCCACGGUACUGCCUUAUUUAGAUGCUUAUCACUAUGAAACUGAGCGUGAUUUGGAAGAGGUCUACUUUACCGAGCACGAUCUCAAUCGUGAACUCGCACUUCAGGCAGCCGCUGCAGCUGCCGAAAUCAAAGCACAACAGCAACAAAAACAAUUGGCGGCUGCAAAUUCAAUAGGGCCAUCAACAAGCGCCGGUGCGUCUACUACAAACAGCAUUAGUAAGGAGAAGAAAUCUUCUUCACUCAAACGGCGCGCCAAAAAGCUAACAUCAUGUAUAUCUGUGAAGAAGCUCUCCAAUUGUCGCCCGUCGUAAUAAGCCGUUAUGUAUUUGAGCGCACAUGCGUAGUCAUUGGGAAAAACAGAAAAACAAAAAACAAGAACAUAGUUUUAAUAUUAUGAAAGAAACAAAAUUAAGAAUUUUCAACUCUGAACAUUUCAUUAGUUGUUGAAUGUCAAGUCAGUUUAGCCUUAUACAUAGACGGUGCAGCUUGCAGUGCAGUGCUGCGGAGAAUGAUUAGCAACUUCUCGCGCGCCAAAAAAAAACAAAAACAAAAGCAAGUCACACGCCAACUUAAUUAUUGGAACAUACAAACUACUACUUAUCUACAAUGGAGUAAUACUUUAUUAAUUUUGUUUUCCUUUGCGUUGUUUUUUUUUUGCUAGUAUUUAUUAAAAUGAAAAUUAGUUUUCGGUAAAACUGUAUUAUUCGCGUCCGCUUUUUUGUUGUGUAAUUUCUAGGUAGUACAUACGUUUUAUUUAUUAGCUUAUGCGUGAAAUAUACUCCUUACGUAUUUUUGUUUUGUUUUUUUUUUUGUACUCACUUUUCUUUCACAACAUGCGCUACAGUGAAAGGAAGUUGUGCAAAAUUAAUGAAUCAAUCAAUCAAAAAAUUAUUUUUAACGUAUUCAUAUAACAUUUGCGUGUAAUAUUUGCUUAAACAAUCUGAGCGUUGUGAAACUCACACACACUUGCCGUUUCGAGUGCGGCUUUUAUCGCGUCAAUAAACGAUAUAACAAGUUGGCACUUGUUCUUAUGCGGCACAUUGAGUUUGUUUAUUAAAAUGUAUUAUUUUUUGUACGCCCAAAACAUGUGCAAUCACAAACGCAAUCACAUACGUGCAUACGUAAUUUGUAGAAUACAUAUAUUUUGAAAACUUGAAGAAUUCAAUAACCCUAAUACAUUAUAUAGAAAUGAUACAAAUAGCAUAUAUAUACAUAAAUACAAAACAUGCAAAAAUACAUACAUAGAAUGCAUUCAAUAAGCAAAUGAAAAAUGCAAUGCAUACAUUUCCUACCGACAAUACAAAAAAAAAAAAAAAUUGAAAAAAAUAUUGUGUUUUCGUUUCUUAGCUGAAAAAUGAAAUCUUAUUUGUUAUGAAUUACAUAUGUGAUUGGUUUAAUCGAACCAAUUUAACUAUACAGAAAAACAAAAACAAAAAAUAUUUUCCAUAUUUUUAACACUUGAAAAAAAUAUAAACCGUUUGUUGUAAAUGAAAA